Messenger RNA from Pipistrellus nathusii (Nathusius's pipistrelle), 1632 nucleotides. Lineage: Eukaryota; Metazoa; Chordata; Mammalia; Chiroptera; Vespertilionidae. The record is from the annotation of a GenBank genome assembly.
AUGUCUGACAAUCUGGAUAAUGAAGAGAAACCCCCUGCUCCCCCACUGAGGAUGAAUAGUAACAAUCGGGAUUCUUCAGCGCUUAACCACAGCUCCAAACCGCUUCCCAUGGCCCCAGAAGAGAAGAAUAAGAAAGCCAGGCUUCGCUCUAUCUUCCCAGGAGGAGGGGAUAAAACCAAUAAGAAGAAAGAGAAAGAACGCCCAGAGAUCUCUCUUCCUUCAGACUUUGAACAUACGAUUCAUGUGGGGUUUGAUGCAGUCACUGGGGAAUUCACUGGAAUUCCUGAACAAUGGGCACGAUUACUCCAAACCUCCAACAUAACAAAACUGGAACAGAAGAAGAACCCACAAGCAGUUUUAGAUGUUCUCAAAUUCUAUGAUUCCAAGGAAACAGUCAAUAACCAGAAAUACAUGAGCUUUACAUCAGGAGAUAAAAGUGCUCAUGGAUACAUAGCAGCUCAUUCUUCGAGUACAAAAACAGCAUCAGAGCCUCCUUUGGCUCCUCCUGUCUCUGAAGAAGAAGAUGAAGAAGAGGAAGAAGAAGAUGACAAUGAACCCCCACCAGUUAUAGCACCAAGACCUGAGCAUACAAAAUCAAUCUACACUCGUUCUGUGGUUGAAUCCAUUGCUUCACCAGCAGCACCAAGUAAAGAGGUCACACCGUCUUCUACUGAGAAUGCCAAUUCCAGUACUUUGUAUAGAAACACAGAUCGACAAAGGAAAAAAUCCAAGAUGACAGAUGAGGAGAUCCUAGAAAAGCUGAGAAGCAUUGUGAGUGUUGGUGAUCCAAAGAAAAAAUACACAAGAUUUGAAAAAAUUGGUCAAGGGGCAUCGGGUACUGUCUAUACAGCACUUGACAUUGCAACAGGACAAGAGGUAGCCAUAAAGCAGAUGAACCUUCAACAGCAGCCCAAAAAGGAAUUAAUUAUUAAUGAAAUUCUGGUCAUGAGGGAAAAUAAGAACCCCAAUAUUGUUAAUUAUUUAGAUAGCUACUUAGUAGGUGAUGAACUAUGGGUAGUCAUGGAAUAUUUGGCUGGUGGCUCUUUGACUGAUGUGGUCACAGAGACCUGUAUGGAUGAAGGACAGAUAGCAGCUGUCUGCAGAGAGUGCCUCCAAGCUUUGGAUUUCUUGCACUCAAACCAAGUGAUCCAUAGAGACAUAAAGAGUGACAAUAUUCUCCUUGGGAUGGAUGGCUCUGUUAAAUUGACUGAUUUUGGGUUCUGUGCUCAGAUUACCCCUGAGCAAAGUAAACGAAGCACUAUGGUGGGAACUCCCUAUUGGAUGGCACCUGAGGUGGUGACUCGAAAAGCAUAUGGUCCGAAAGUUGAUAUCUGGUCUCUGGGGAUUAUGGCAAUUGAAAUGGUGGAAGGCGAACCCCCAUACCUUAAUGAAAAUCCACUCAGGGCCUUAUAUCUGAUAGCUACUAAUGGAACCCCAGAACUCCAGAAUCCAGAAAGACUUUCAGCUGUAUUCCGUGACUUUUUAAAUCGCUGUCUUGAGAUGGAUGUGGAUAGGCGAGGAUCUGCCAAGGAGCUUUUGCAGCAUCCAUUUUUAAAAUUAGCCAAGCCUCUCUCCAGCCUGACUCCUCUGAUUAUCGCUGCAAAGGAAGCAAUUAAGAACAGCAGCCGCUAG